GGGAAUAAACCCUAAAAAGUAGGACGGUGACCAGUCACUACUCUCCCAACGAAGAUGAAUCAGAUGAGAGCAACGUUGAUGAAGAAGAUGCGGAGGACGGCGAUGAAUCAGGUGCCUCUCGCCAAUUUCCGUGGGAGAGGUUUCUCAUCAGGCUCGACUGGUUCUUCAAAAUCGGAUACUGCUGAUCCGGUGACCUGGUUCAAGGUUUUCAAGGGGGUUGCAUCCCGGUUCCUCUUCAAUCGCCUCGUGAGCCGUUGCGAGAACAAUCCGGUGACUGCAAGGAGGCUGUGCUCGUUUGUCAAUAAGACGGAGGGUUGGAAGGCAAGUCUCAACAACUACUCUUCUGGGAGUGGUGGGAGCAAGAUGGUUGAGUUUCUUUCGCAGGACAAAUCCAUGGUGAGGAGCGCGUGCCAGGUGUUCUGUAACACGUACACGGGAACCUUUGUUGCUACUGCUUUAGCCCUCGGAUGGCUUGGUUUUAACCAAUCCGUCCGUGUCUUUGAUAAAAAGGAGGCUGAAGAGAGUGUAGAACGUGUGGAUGCGAGGUUGAGUGGCCUGAGCCGAAAGGUUGAUGUGCUCGAUCAUGAGUGGCAUAUGGCCAAGCUUUACGCUGUGCAGCAGAUGAGGAAUGCGAAGGGAGGAAAACAAGUUUGAGACAUUCUUGAUGUGAAUUCAGUCAGCCAUGCUAGCUCCAAUUUAACUCUUUCUGCUGUAUAUCAACAACGUUUGCUUAGUUUUUAUCCUUGUGAUUUUCCUGCAUAUGAACAAUGAUGUUUUAGCCUUGACUUUUGUCUGUAAUAAUGAUGGUUGGUGUUUUACAACGGUUUUAAUUGCGGUUCAUUUCAGUUUA
Molecule: messenger RNA, 850 nt
Organism: Brassica oleracea var. oleracea
Lineage: Eukaryota; Viridiplantae; Streptophyta; Magnoliopsida; Brassicales; Brassicaceae
Exons: 3
Coding region: 55-654 (199 amino acids)
Source: RefSeq, a predicted model, not a curated record